Molecule: messenger RNA, 1320 nt
Organism: Candidozyma duobushaemuli
Lineage: Eukaryota; Fungi; Ascomycota; Pichiomycetes; Serinales; Metschnikowiaceae
Product: ubiquinol--cytochrome-c reductase subunit
Exons: 1
Coding region: 1-1320 (439 amino acids)
Biological process (GO): aerobic respiration
Cellular component (GO): mitochondrion
Molecular function (GO): metal ion binding; metalloendopeptidase activity
Source: RefSeq, a predicted model, not a curated record
AUGAUCCGUGGAUUCCGCUCAGUAGCUGCCCGCCGUCUCGUGAGCACGGCCAACGCGCCCACCAAGUUCACCACCUUGGCUUCUGGUGUCACCGUUGCCACCGAAACAAACCCAAACGCCCCAUCCUCCACUGUGGGUGUCUACUUUGCUGGUGGUUCCAGAGCUGAGACUCCUUACAACAACGGUGUGGGUGCUUUGACCACCCGUACCUUGGCUCAGGGUCUUGACCAGGGCGUGCUUUUGCUGGCCACCAACACCAAGGAGGCCAACGCUUUUGUGGCCCAGACCACCAAUGCCAACGUGAAUGCUGCUGCCUCUGCCUUGUCCAAGCUUGUGGUCAACAGAGAGGAGUUGAUCGAGAAGGCCGACUUCACCAGGGCCAAGGCCGCCUUGCGUGCCGACAUUGACGCCUUGGAGGCCAACCCCUCCGAGAUGGUCUUGGAGCACUUGGACGCCUCUGCUUUCCAGGGCUAUUCUCUCGGUUUGCCCACCUUGGGUACCAACGACUCCGUCCCUGACAUCGAGAAGACCGACUCUCUCCGUUUCUUGGACAAGCACUUGGUUGGCUCCAACACCGUGAUCGCCGCUUCUGGUAACUUUGACCACGAUGCUUUGGUGGAGACCUUGGACAAGGAGUUCAAGCUCCAGGACGGCCCCAAGCCCACCAGAGCCCCUGCUUCCUUCUUGGGCUCUGAGGUCAGAAUGAGAGACGACACCAUCCCUAAGGCCUACAUCUCCAUUGCCGCCCAGGGUGAGGGUCUCUCUUCUCCAGCCUACUUUGUCGCCAAGGUCGGUGCUGCUGUGUUCGGCUCUUUCGAUCAAGACAAGGCCACCGCUAAGUUCACAUCGCCCAAGUUGGCCUCCAUCGUCCAGGACUACCACAUUGUCGACAAGUACACCCACUUCUCUCGUUCCUACUCCGACACCGGUUUGUGGGGUUUCAACGCCGAGAUCUCCAACCUUGGCCAGGUUGACGACUUUGUCCACUUUGCCUUGAAACAGUGGAACAGAUUGUCCGUCUCUGUCACCGAUGCCGAGAUUGCCCGUGCCAAGGCCCAGGUCAAGACCGAGCUUUUGGCUACUCUUAACUCCCCUACUUCUGUGGUGCACGACAUUGCGUCUAAGGUGUUGUUGAACGGCUACAGAGCCUCGAUCUCUCAGUCCUUGGAGGCCAUUGACGCCAUCUCGAACUCUGAUGUCCGUGCUUGGGCCAGUGCCGCCUUGUGGGACAAGGACAUUGUCAUCUCCGGUACCGGUUCGAUCGAGGCCUUGUUGGACUACAACAGGGCCAGAAACGACAUGGCCAUGAUGAGAUUCUAA